Messenger RNA from Chironomus riparius, 827 nucleotides. NCBI's taxonomy places the organism in Eukaryota, Metazoa, Arthropoda, Insecta, Diptera, Chironomidae. The record is from the annotation of a GenBank genome assembly.
UUUUGAUUAAAAAUUGCUUUAGAUUAGACUUUAAAAUUCAAUUCCUCGCACAAACUUUUCAUUUAAAAAAAUAAUAAUUAUGUUCAAGAGACCAGUCAAUCUUGAAUUUCCUCACGUUUACUGCAUAUUUACUGCAAAAGAUAGAGGCAGUAAUGUGAUGACAGAAUAUCGCAUUCAAGACAUUCCAGAAGACAGAUACGAAGAGGCUGUGGACAUGAUGGCAAAUGUUUUUCUGCCGGAUGAGCCUCUGAGUGACAAAAUCUUAAGCAAUCCGGAAAGUGUCAAGACAUUGCGUGUCACUUGGAUGAGAGCACUUCAACAACGAGUGUCACUUGGAUGUUAUAGGAAUGAUGGAAGUGAUGAACUUGUUGGAAUGAAUGUCCUUGAAGUUCAUACUAUGGAUGAUCCAGAGGAUGACACGAUUGAAGACGAAAAUGUUUUACAAAUUUGUGCAUUAAUUGAAUACACAACAAAGCUAGCUGAUAUUUACAACAAAUACAAUGUCGAUCGUUAUCUAUCAGCUUUUGGACUUGUUGUUGACAGAUCGUACAGGGGUUGUGGAUUAGCAAAGCACCUUCUACACGCAAAAGUCCCAUUAAUGCAAUAUAUUGGACUUUCUGUGACUGUCACUUCGUUUACUGGAAUUGGAUCACAAACGGCUGCUAAAAAUGCUGGAUAUGAGGAGUUGUAUGUGAAAAGCUAUGAUGAACUUGCAGAAAUUUCACCGCAGUUUUAUUUUACAAAUAAUCGAUCAAAAAUGUACAAAGUAAUGGGAUUAAAAGUUUCAACCAACAAAGAUACUCAAAAAUAAAAUUAUGAACAGCCAA